GGGGCCACUGGGCUGCAAGCUCUGCCCACUUACGUGUCCCGGGCGGGCGGAGGCGCGGAAGCGGGCCUGCCCCUUCUCCACAUGGUGCGGGACCUUGUGAAGCCUACGUCGGGGGGAGGUUUGGGCAGCCCCGCUUUGGUGCCCCCUGACUUCACCGAUGCUGGGCCAGCUUCCUGCUGAGAUGCCGAAGGUCAAGUCGGGGGCGAGCGUCCAUCGCCGCCAGCGGCAAGAACAGCGCCGGGAGCUCCAGAGCGCCGGAGGACUCACUUUCAACACGGGGAUUGGGCAGCACAUUUUGAAAAAUCCUCUCAUUGUUAACAGUAUUAUCGAUAAGGCUGCCUUAAGACCAACCGAUGUGGUGCUGGAAGUUGGACCUGGAACUGGUAACAUGACUGUAAAGUUAUUAGAAAAGGCAAAAAAGGUAGUUGCCUGUGAGCUUGACCCAAGACUAGUAGCUGAACUUCACAAAAGAGUUCAGGGCACGCCCCUAGCCAGCAAACUUCAGGUGAUGGUGGGUGAUGUGCUGAAAACGGAUUUGCCAUUUUUUGAUGCUUGUGUAGCAAACUUGCCUUAUCAGAUAUCAUCUCCUUUUGUCUUCAAACUGUUGCUGCACCGACCUUUCUUCAGAUGUGCUAUACUUAUGUUUCAAAGAGAAUUUGCUCUCAGACUAGUUGCAAAGCCUGGGGAUAAGUUAUACUGCAGACUGUCAAUUAAUACACAGCUGUUAGCUCGUGUGGACCAUCUAAUGAAAGUGGGAAAGAAUAACUUCAGACCACCACCUAAGGUAGAAUCCAGUGUUGUAAGAAUAGAACCUAAGAAUCCACCACCACCUAUCAAUUUUCAGGAAUGGGAUGGCCUAGUAAGGAUUACUUUCGUUAGGAAAAACAAGACACUAUCUGCAGCAUUCAAAUCAAGUGCAGUACAACAGCUACUGGAAAAAAACUACAGAAUUCACUGUUCCAUCCAUAAUAUUAUAAUACCAGAAGAUUUCAGCAUAGCAGAUAAAGUACAGCAAAUCCUAACCAGCACAAGUUUUAGUGACAAACGGGCCCGUUGUAUGGACAUGGAUGACUUUAUCAGAUUGCUGCAUGGAUUCAAUGCAGAAGGUAUCCAUUUUGCCUAGUUGUAGUACUUGGAAAACAGAAUUUUCAAAGUCAAGAAAAAAUGAAUUAUAUAUUUUAACUGAAAAGAUGAACUGUGCCUUUGCUGUACUGAGACAUUAUUUACUUGAGUAUUUCUGAUUUAAUACUACUCUUGUACUGUAUAUUACCCUUUAUUUUUAAGAUGGUCAGUUCUAUGUACCCAGGUUGUUUUGGUGUUGGCUUGAAUAGGACAGGGUUCAAUCUAUACAUAAUCUUCAAGUUCAAUAGCUGCAGAUACGCACAACCUUGCACUCAAACUUACCAUUUCUAACAGUUUAUUGUUUAUAGAUUUAUUGUUCUGUUUACUGUGUUGUAUACUUUAUGGGCCUAUUUAGGUCUUCACCUGUCCCUUAAGUAAAGUUAAAAUGUUCAGCUAGUCCCUUGUUCAACAUACCAUUUCUUCUUACUCACAUGUACAAUAAAACAAAUGUUUCUUAAAAUUUUA
This is a messenger RNA of Heterocephalus glaber (naked mole-rat), 1587 nucleotides long. RefSeq names its product DIM1 rRNA methyltransferase and ribosome maturation factor (gene Dimt1). Gene Ontology annotation, molecular function: rRNA (adenine-N6,N6-)-dimethyltransferase activity. The record is from RefSeq and is a predicted model, not a curated record. Gene Ontology annotation, cellular component: nucleolus. NCBI's taxonomy places the organism in Eukaryota, Metazoa, Chordata, Mammalia, Rodentia, Bathyergidae. Gene Ontology annotation, biological process: rRNA methylation.